UAAUAGUAUCCCAUCAAUGAUAAAGCUCACAUUCACAUUACUCACAUACUCACAUAGAGUUGUGUUGUUGAUAGGAUAAUCACUUUGUUGAGCGAAAGGGUGGAGUGUUAAAAAAUAUGUCUAGGUGCAUUUACGAUAUACUUUGAAAUUAUUAUAUUCAAAUAUGCUAGAUGUACUGUAAAAUAUUCGAAAAUUAUUUCACUUAUAUUGUAACUAUAAGUUUCUUGAACAUUUGUCUGUAGGAACGUAACCUCAGAAUAGAAUUAAGUAAUAAUGGCUACAGACAAAGUAACUUUGGGUGAUGCUUUAUCAAAUGUUGAUGUACUCGAUGAAUUUACAUUGCCAGAUGAACAGCCUUGUAUUGAAGCACAACCAUGUUCUAUAGUUUAUCAAGCAAAUUUUGAUACUAAUUUUGAAGAUAGGAAUGGUUUUGUAACUGGAAUUGCAAAAUAUAUUGAGGAAGCAACAGUUCAUGCUAGUUUGAAUGAAUUAUUAGAGGAAGGUCUGAAACAUGCAGUAAUGUUAUAUACAUGGAGAUGCUGUUCCCGUGCUAUUCCUCAACCAAAAUCUAAUGAACAGCCGAAUAGAGUGGAAAUUUAUGAAAAGACAGUAGAAGUAUUAGCACCUGAAGUGAAUAAGUUAUUAAACUUUAUGUAUUUUCAAAGAAAAGCAAUUGAAAGAUUUUCUGGAGAAGUAAAACGAUUAUGUCAUCAUGAAAAAAGAAAAGAUUUUGUUUCAGAAGCAUACUUACUUACAUUAGGAAAAUUUAUUAAUAUGUUUGCAGUUUUAGAUGAACUCAAAAAUAUGAAAUCAAGUGUAAAAAAUGAUUAUUCUACAUACAGAAGAGCUGCACAGUUUCUGAAAGUGAUGUCUGAUUCUCAAACGUUGCAAGAAUCUCAAAAUUUGUCAAUGUUUUUAGCUACACAAAAUAAAAUUCGUGAUACAGUGAAGGAAAAUUUGGAAAAGAUUGCAGGCUAUGAAGAGUUGCUUGCUGAUGUUGUUAAUAUAUGCGUUCAUAUGUUUGAGACUAAAAUGUAUUUGACUCCAAAUGAAAAACACAUGCUAGUAAAAGUAAUGGGGUUUGGUUUAUUCUUAAUGGACAGUGAUCUUUGCAAUAUUAAUAAAUUAGAUCAAAAAAGAAAAUUAAAAUUAGAUAGAAUUGAUAGAAUUUUUAAAAAUUUAGAAGUGGUACCAUUGUUUGGUGACAUGCAAAUUGCACCUUUCAAUUACAUAAAACGUUCUAAACAUUUUGAUGCAUCAAAAUGGCCAUUGUCUUCAUCUUCAAAUAGUAUAAGUCCACAGGCAGAUCUUAUGGUACAUCUUCCACAAAUUAGAGAAGAUCAUGUAAAAUAUAUUAGUGAGUUAGCAAGAUAUAGUAAUGAAGUAACUACGACAUAUAAGGAAUGUGGAAGUGAUGCAGAAAAUCGAGAAACUGCAGAAUUAGCGUUACGGGGAUUGCAAUUACUUUCUCAAUGGACAAGUGUAGUGACUGAACUUUACAGCUGGAAACUUCUUCAUCCUACUGAUCACCAUAUGAAUAAAGAAUGUCCACAGGAAGCUGAAGAAUAUGAAAGAGCCACGCGUUAUAAUUAUACAGAUGAAGAAAAAUUUGCACUAAUAGAAGUUAUUGCAAUGAUCAAAGGAUUACAAGUACUAAUGGCGCGUAUGGAAACUGUUUUUAUCGAUGCAAUACGUAGAAAUAUAUAUGCGGAGUUACAAGAUUUUGUACAACUCAUCUUACGAGAACCAUUGCGUAAAGCAAUAAAGAACAAAAAGGAUCUCAUCAGAAGUAUUAUUGUAUCUGUAAGAGAAACUUGUGCAGAUUGGCAUUUUGGAGUAGAACCAUUAGGGGAUCCAGCACUAAAAGGAAAGAAAGAUCCUGAUAAUGGAUUUGGUAUUAAAGUACCGCGCAGAAAUGUCGGACCAUCUUCAACACAGCUCUAUAUGGUUCGUACUAUGUUAGAAUCAUUAAUUGCUGAUAAAAGUGGUGGGAAACGUACUUUGAGAAAAGACAUUGAUGGUCAAUACCUUGUUCAAAUUGAUCAGUUCCAUAAAACUAGUUUCUAUUGGAGCUAUCUUUUAAAUUUUAGCGAAUCAUUGCAAGACUGCUGUGAUUUAUCUCAAUUAUGGUAUAGGGAAUUUUACCUAGAAAUGACUAUGGGUCGGAAGAUACAGAAAUGUCAAGUACGUCAUCAGCAUAAUGAAGAGUGCAGCGACUUGAUCACUAUGGAGAAGCGUAUUCAGUUCCCGAUUGAAAUGUCCAUGCCGUGGAUACUAACUGAUCAUAUAUUACGAAGCAAAGAACCAUCCAUGAUGGAGUAUGUUUUAUAUCCACUUGAUUUAUAUAACGAUAGUGCGUUAUACGCCCUAACUAUAUUCCGUAAACAAUUUCUUUACGAUGAAGUAGAAGCUGAAGUGAAUUUAUGCUUUGAUCAGUUCGUUUAUAAACUUAGUGAGCAAAUUUUUGCUCAUUAUAAACAAUUGGCUGCGAGCAUAUUGUUAGACAAAAGAUUUCGAGUGGAAUGUGUUGCAUUAGGAGCAUAUUUACUGCCAUACCCUCGCGCCAAUAGAUAUGAAACUUUACUUAAACAAAGGCAUGUUCAGUUAUUGGGAAGAAGUAUUGAUUUAAAUAAAUUGAUAACCCAACGUAUUAAUGCAGAUAUGCAAAAAUCAUUGGAUUUAGCAAUUAGUAAAUUUGAAUCUGGAGAUAUUACAGGAGUUGUAGAAUUAGAAGGACUUUUACAAGUUAAUCGUCUUACUCAUAAACUUUUAAGUAAAUGGCUUGCAUUGGAUGAAUAUGAUGCUAUGUUCCGUGAAGCAAAUCAUAACGUGCUAGCUCCGUAUGGAAGAAUUACAUUACACGUAUUUUGGGAAUUAAAUUACGAUUUUCUCCCAAAUUAUUGUUAUAAUGCAGCAACAAAUAGGUUUGUAAAAUGUCGUGGACUACAAUUUGUACAGCCAGUACAUAGGGAUAAACCUCCACAAAUGUCUCAUCACUAUCUUUGGGGAAGCAAGCAAUUAAAUUUAGCGUACAGCACACAGUAUGGUCAAUAUUCAGGAUUUGUUGGUCCGCAACAUUUUCGAACAAUGUGUAAACUUCUUGGAUAUCAAGGAAUUGCCGUGGUAAUGGAAGAACUUCUAAAAAUUGUAAAGUCUUUGAUUCAAGGAAGUUUACACCAAUUCACUAAGACCUUAAUGGAGGCUAUGCCAAAAGUUUGCAAACUUCCAAGAUAUGAUUAUGGUUCUCCAGGAGUUUUAGGAUAUUAUCAUGCCCAAUUGAAUGACAUUGUGCAAUAUCCAGACGCUAAAACUGAACUUUUCCAUAAUUUUCGUGAAUUCGGUAAUACAAUUUUGUUUUGCCUUUUAAUGGAACAAGCUUUAUCACAAGAAGAGGUUUGUGAUUUAUUACACGCAGCACCAUUUCAAAACAUAUUGCCUAGACCAUAUUGCAAAGAGGGUGAAAAACCAGAAACUAAACAAAAGCGUCUCGAAGCCAAAUAUGCUGCUUUACAGAUCGUUCCAAAUGUGGAUAAACUAGGUACAGCUAAGCAAGCAAUGAUUGCCAGGGAAGGGGAUUUAUUAACGCGGGAACGGCUUUGUUGCGGUUUGUCAAUAUUUGAAGUGGUACUAAGUAGACUACAUAGCUUUUUAAAUGAUCCUAUUUGGGUUGGUCCACCUCCUGCUAAUGGAGUAAUGAAUGUGGACGAAUGCACAGAAUUUCAUAGAUUAUGGAGUGCAUUGCAAUUUGUAUAUUGCAUUCCUGUUGGAGAAACAGAAUUUACAGUCGAAGAAUUAUUUGGCGAAGGCUUGCAUUGGGCUGGGUGCACCAUGAUAGUAUUACUCGGUCAGCAAAGAAGAUUCGAAGCUUUGGACUUUUGUUAUCACAUUUUAAGGGUACAACGUGUAGAUGGUAAAGACGAAAACGUUAAAGGGAUUCACUUGAAAAGAAUGGUAGAUAGAAUCAGAAGAUUUCAAGUAUUAAAUUCACAAAUAUUUGCCGUACUAAAUAAGUAUUUGAAGAGCGGGGAUAGCGAUGCAACAAGUGUCGAACAUGUUCGGUGUUUUCCACCUCCGAUUCAUCCUUCACUUGCUCAUGCACAACAGCAACAUUACCAUACACCAGAGUAUUUACGUGAAAUAAAUCAUCAGUAAAAUAAUGCUAUAAGUAAGAAUAUUUUUUAUUCGAUAAUAAUGAAGGCUGAAUUUUACUUUUUAAAUAAUUAAUAAAUAUAAUUAGGGUAUGGAGCAUUUAUUGUUUAAGAUUUUCUAAUAAUAAAUUGAGAACAUUUAUUUGAAAAAACGUAUUCUACAUUACUGUUGGUAGACAUAAUAUUAAAAUAAUUUAAAAUUAUUUUUAUUAAUUUAUUUCGUUUAAGUUAC
Molecule: messenger RNA, 4380 nt
Organism: Megachile rotundata (alfalfa leafcutting bee)
Lineage: Eukaryota; Metazoa; Arthropoda; Insecta; Hymenoptera; Megachilidae
Gene: Sra-1
Product: Cytoplasmic FMR1-interacting protein Sra-1
Biological process (GO): regulation of actin filament polymerization
Molecular function (GO): small GTPase binding
Source: RefSeq, a predicted model, not a curated record